AUAACAUUGUAAGUGGUUGUAGAUACGUAGGUAUAGCAACACGUUGUUUUUUGUAAUCACGAAUGCUCCCGGUUGUCGGUUGAUUUUCAGUGUCACGAGAUUCGAGUUAAUUUGGCAGUUGUGGUUUUGUGUGUUUAAAUUUAGGAAUUUUUCUCAAAUUAAGAUGUUUCGUGAAAUAAUUGGUCUACCGUUAUUUUUAUUUAUAGCUUUGGUUCAUCACGAUGAUGCUCUGGAUAUAAGUGUGACCAUACAACAGGGUACUCUUCGUGGAGGUAUUCAUCUAUCGAGAAAUAACUCCGAGUAUUAUGGGUUUUUGGGCAUACCUUUUGCCAAGCCUCCAGUCGGAGAUCUUCGUUUCGAGCCUCCUCAACCUCCGGAAGCAUGGAAUGGUGUACGAGAUGCCACAUUACCUCCUCCAAUCUGUAUUCAAAAAGAGAUUUUCACCUACGACGACCAUUUGAGAGAAAUUGUUGGACAAGAAGAUUGCUUAUAUUUGAAUUUAUUCGUACCUAAAGCGAAAAAAAUGCAUCCACUGCCUGUGAUGGUUUACAUGCAUGGAGGCGGUUUCGUUGUUGGUGGAGCUGAUUUUUACGAAGCUACCUAUUUUAUGGAUCACGACGUUAUUAUAAUUGUAAUACAAUAUCGAUUGAAUAUAUUGGGAUUUUUAAGUACCGGAGAUGAUGUGGUGCCAGGAAACAAUGGAAUGAAAGAUCAGGUAAUGGCUUUGAAGUGGAUACAAAAAAAUAUCGCUGAUUUUGGAGGUAAUCCAAAUCAAGUAACCAUAUUUGGAGAAAGUGCUGGCGCUGGAAGUGUCCAUUAUCACAUGCAUUCGCCAUUGAGUAAAGGAUUAUUCCAUCGUGCCAUCAGUCAAAGUGGAUCUUCCUUAGCAUCUUGGGCCAUGCAGAGUCGAAAAUUAGCUCGCCAGCGAGCGCAUGCCUUAGGUAUCAUAACGUACUGCCCUAUAACGAGCAGUCAAAAUUUGGUGAACUGUUUAAGAAAGAUUCCAGCUCGUGAGAUAGUCAUCGCUCAUAAUAAAUUCUACGCUUGGGACGCCGAACCGACUGUCCCGUUUUCUGUAGUUGCCGAACCAAGUACCGUUAAAGAAGCUUUCAUAUAUCAAAGUCCCUGGCAUCAAGAUACAGUCAAUAAUGUGCCUUGGAUGGUAGGAAUGACCUCCGCCGAAGGAAUAGUUAAAGCUGCAAGAUACUUACACGAAAAUGGAACCAAAGCAAAAUAUUUGAAUGCUCAUUAUAAACGUUUACUACCUAUCGCUUUCUAUUACGGAUCUUAUAUAGAAGAUCGUGAAAAAGUUGACCAAAUUACCGAAUCUAUCAAAAAGUUUUACUUUGGCGAUAAAAAUAUCGGUAUGGAAACCGCCAAAGAACUGAUUCAAUUGUACAGCGACGGUUACUUCACUUACUCGGUAUUAGAAGCCGCACGACGGUACAAAGGUCCCGUAUACUUUUACUAUUACGAUCAUCGUAAUAAGAGAACAUUUACUGAAAUUUUUGGCCAAAUUGCCGGCGACCUUGGCGUCUGUCACGUUGACGAUCUUAUCAGUUUAUUCCCUUUGAACGGGUUCGUUCCAAAAAUCACCGAAGGUGAUGAUCUCAAAGUAUCCGAAAGAUUAGUCAAAUACUGGGUGAAUUUCGCAGCUAGUGGAAAUCCAAAUGGCGAUGAUGCCUUAUGGGCUCCAGUCCCAGUGUCGAAGGAUUUCGAGUAUCUUCACAUAACCACGAAUCAAGAUCAAGUGAAGACUGGUCUAUUAUUAGACAGUUACGAGUUUUGGAAAAGUUUGAACGUAAUUCCUCCUCCGGAAGAUGUGAAAGUUUCAUCAACCAAAUAUGUUAACGAGUUUUAAUAAACGCAAUACGAGUA
This is a messenger RNA of Planococcus citri (citrus mealybug), 1878 nucleotides long. RefSeq names its product juvenile hormone esterase-like. NCBI's taxonomy places the organism in Eukaryota, Metazoa, Arthropoda, Insecta, Hemiptera, Pseudococcidae. The transcript has 10 exons. The coding region runs from base 164 to 1861 and encodes 565 amino acids. The record is from RefSeq and is a predicted model, not a curated record.